Clarias gariepinus (North African catfish) is the source of this 1236-nucleotide messenger RNA. RefSeq names its product HD domain containing 2 (gene hddc2). Lineage: Eukaryota; Metazoa; Chordata; Actinopteri; Siluriformes; Clariidae. The coding region runs from base 34 to 654 and encodes 206 amino acids. Gene Ontology annotation, molecular function: 5'-deoxynucleotidase activity. The transcript is spliced from 6 exons. The record is from RefSeq and is a predicted model, not a curated record. Gene Ontology annotation, cellular component: cytoplasm.
GUCCCAUACCGGCAGUUGCGUCGCAGGAACAGCAUGGACACGAUGCUCCAGUUCAUGAAACUAGUUGGGCAAUUAAAGCGUGUUCCUAGGACAGGUUGGGUUUACCGAAACGUUAUGCAACCUGAAAGUGUGUCUGAUCACAUGUACAGGAUGGCGAUGAUGGCGCUGACUCUCCGAGACCCCAAUGUAAACAGAGACAGAUGCAUGAAGCUGGCUUUAGUUCAUGACCUGGCUGAGUGCAUUGUGGGAGACAUCGCUCCGGCCGACAACAUCAGCAAAGCCGAGAAACACCAGAGAGAAAAGGAGGCCAUGGUCCGUAUCACAGGCCUGCUGUCUGAAGAUCUGCGUAAGGAGCUGUACCAGCUCUGGGAGGAGUACGAGGAUCAGUCGAGUAAUGAGGCCAGGGUUGUGAAGGAGCUGGACCAGCUGGAGAUGAUCCUACAGGCUCAUGAGUAUGAGGAGCUGGAGGGGAGCCCAGGCCGACUGCAGGAGUUCUUCACCUCCACUGAAGGUCGUUUUCAUCACCCAGAAGUCCUAGCACUGGUAAAGAGCAUAAACGAGGAAAGAGCACGUCACAUGACCAAAGCAGAAGAGACUGGAUCUGAAAAAUCAGCAAAACAGAACUGCCACACGACAUCACCAGGCUCCUCCUGACCUUUGAUGUGACAGUUGCACAUCAUCAUGUAUUCUACAGAAAUAGUUCAGUUUGCAUCUUAGCAAAGCAUAUUUUGUACACUCUGCAUGUACAGUAUGUGUCCAUUAACUACAAAUGAUGGAGUUACACUCCUAGACACUCAUAGCAGUAUUGAAUAGUGUCUGGUUUGUCAUGACACAUUACAGUAACGUCUGUAAUGUAAACUCCCUUCGGCUUUAACGAUGAUUGUACAACCCUGUGUGUAAAUUAUGUCCACAAACCCUGAAAAGUUUAGUAAGUUAUAGUGGAAGUUAUAAUCUGGAUGAUUGCUGAGAAUCAAUGGCUGUGAUUCUUACACCACUGAGGACCUUACCGUAUAGUUUUUGUAACUCAUAAUUACUUAGUUUAUUGCAUUAAGAUGUUGAGGUAGAAUAAUACCUCGCACUAGCGUAUUGUUGUCUGUAUUGCCUUGCUUUUAAACAUAAAAAUGUUUCACGGUAUAAAGUUCUGCUUUGCAUUUGCUAACAAACAGACGGAUUAUACACGUCAACAAUUACAAGGAACUUGUAAUUCCGCAGAAUAACAAUAAAAUUUUUCCCUUU